This is a messenger RNA of Phoenix dactylifera (date palm), 1290 nucleotides long. RefSeq names its product tetraspanin-10. Gene Ontology annotation, cellular component: membrane. Gene Ontology annotation, biological process: auxin-activated signaling pathway. Lineage: Eukaryota; Viridiplantae; Streptophyta; Magnoliopsida; Arecales; Arecaceae. The record is from RefSeq and is a predicted model, not a curated record.
GUGGUGGCUUCCGCUAGAUUCUCCCUAGAUUUGAAACAUCUCCCGUUGUCCGAACUUCAGACCAUUGUCCCAAAGGGCAUCCUUCCUUCACCAAAUCUCAAUCUCUCUCUCUCUCUCUCUCUCUCUCUCUCUCUGAGCUGAAGCUUUUGGGAGGGGCAAGGGGAGGGCAAAGAUGAGCAGGGGAACGAGCAUAUUUGUCAUCAGGUGGAUCAACUUUCUAACCAUGAUAUUAGCAAUAGCAGUUAUAUGUUUUGGGAUAUGGAUGAGCACCCAUCAUGAUGCAUGCCGAAGGUCCUUAACACUCCCUGUCAUGGGUAUCGGCGCUUUAGUCCUUCUAGUAUCCUUGAUCGGGUUCCUUGGAGCUUGGAAGAAUGUCACCAUACUGCUGUGGGCGUAUCUUGUGAUCUUGUGCUUAAUUUUGGUGGCAAUUAUGGCGUUCACUGUGUUAGCGUUUAUCAUAACAAAUGGUGGAUCUGGUCAUGCUGUAGCUGGACUGAGGUACAAAGAGUAUCAUCUUCAAGAUUAUAGUUCUUGGUUCUUAAAACGGCUCAACAAUACCAAAAACUGGAGACACUUGAAGAGUUGCCUUGUGAAAACCGAGGAUUGCAAUGAUUUGCCAAAGAAAUACAAGACUUUGAAAGAGUAUAAGCUCGCAGAACUUACCGCCAUUGAAGCUGGUUGCUGUCGGCCACCAUCAGAGUGUGGAUACCCAGCAGUAAAUGCUUCCUACUAUGACUUGAGCUAUCAUCCUGUGAGCAAUAACAAAGACUGCAAGCUUUACAAAAAUGCACCUAGUGUGAAGUGUUAUGACUGUGAUUCUUGCAAGGCUGGAGUUGCACAGUACAUGAAAAUUGAGUGGAGAGUGGGUGCAAUUUUUAAUGCCAUCCUGUUCGCCAUAUUGUCAGCUGUAUUCUUUGUUGGCUGCUGUGCAAGGAGGAAUGCUGAGAGGAGUCAUUCUUCCAAAGUCAGAGGCAGAUAAUUUGUCUAUUUUGUAGCUCUUUGUUGGAAGAUGCAGGGAUUUAGUGAGAAGCUGUCAAUUUUUCAGCAACAUCCUUAUUAAAUGGAACAAAUUAAAUAUACGAUCCUUAGUCUGUACCAUAAUGCAAAAUCCAUUAAUUUCUUUCUAUACAUUGUUUUCGAUUGUAUGUGGGGCUUGAGUGUGACUUUUUCGGCAUCAAAAUGAUAACAUUCUCUAGGUGCAUUUGGACAUACUAGAAAACCAGUAUGUCCCAUGUGUUAUAUAUUCUUUAAAAUUAGAAAUUAUGAUUAUAUAAGAUUUGGUGGUUGGUU